Messenger RNA from Camelina sativa (false flax), 1168 nucleotides. Its product is annotated as methylesterase 7. The record is from RefSeq and is a predicted model, not a curated record. Gene Ontology annotation, molecular function: methyl jasmonate esterase activity; methyl salicylate esterase activity; methyl indole-3-acetate esterase activity. Gene Ontology annotation, biological process: salicylic acid metabolic process; jasmonic acid metabolic process. Lineage: Eukaryota; Viridiplantae; Streptophyta; Magnoliopsida; Brassicales; Brassicaceae.
AAGUCAUCACUUUUGUUUUACCUUUUCAAAGGAUGUUUUAUUUCACUAAAGUCAGAAAGGGUUAAUUUAAGUCGUUUUCUUAUUUGCUAGCUGCCCUGCUUGAGGAUUUUUUAUUCGAUACAGUAUUAUUUUAUUGAAUUGUAAUUUUCUUAGAUUCUAUAAAGCUGAACAAUGUAUAACAGGACUAUACAUUCUUUACAAUAAGCAGGGAAUGGAUAAGAAGAACCAGAAGCGAUUUGUGCUAGUCCAUGGAAUCUGCCACGGCGCAUGGUGUUGGCACAAGGUGAAACCGCAGCUGGAAGCUGCAGGUCACUGUGUGACCGCGGUGGACCUAGCUGCAUCGGGUCUAAACAUGACCAGAGUGGAAGAGAUUCAGACUCUUAAGGAUUACUGCAAACCGCUGCUUGAGCUUCUGAGCUCGCUUGGCCCGGAUGACGGUAAGGUGAUUCUUGUUGCUCAUAGCAUGGGUGGCAUAUCCGCUUCACUUGCUGCUGACAUCUUCCCUAGUAAGGUUGCUGCUAUUGUCUUCGUGGCAUCUCUCAUGCCCGACACAAUAAACCCACCUGGCUUCUUUUUCGAAAAGCUGAUCACAAGCGGUCCACAAGAGAAUUGGAUGGAUACUGUAAUUACGAAGCCUAAUGGUCCUCUAGAGUUUGCUCUUUUUGGACCAAACUUCAUGGCCAAGAAUUUGUAUAACCUAUCUUCACCCCAAGAUCUUGAAUUGGCGAAAAUGCUGGUGAGGGUAAACCCGUUCGCUACAAAGGAACUGGCAGGGACAAAAAGCUUAAGUGAGGAAGGGUACGGAUCUGUUACACGUAUAUAUAUCGUAUGCGGAAAGGACGUUGCGGUAACCGUGGAUUACCAGCGUGAGAUGAUCGAGAACUUCCCGGUGAAAGAAGUAAUGGAGAUCAAAGAUGCAGAUCAUAUGCCAAUGUUCUCUAAGCCUCAAGAACUAUGUGCUCUUCUCUUGGAGAUUGCGGAUAAACAUGCCUAAAAUAAAUUAAAUGAAGAUCGUCACUACAUUAUAGUUACAAAAAUCAGCUUCAACCACAAUUAUGAGCCAGAUUUGAGUGAUAUAUAUGGGUGACUAGAUCAUGUAUCUAUCUAUAGAAAUAAUAUUCUUCACAAGAAAAAUAUAUUUCAAUGUUUUCACCAAGAUUCAUAUUUC